CGUCACAGCACAACUCCCGCUCCCUCUUGCUCCGUUGCCGUGGCAACCCACAGAGAGCGUCUGCUGCUUCACAGCGAAGAGGGAAGAUGGAGGAAAAAAAUGUCGAGGCUGAUGGUGAAAGUGGUGCAGAAGAUGCCUUAGUGGGAAACGUCAAUAAGCUGACGGUGAGCCCACCCGGAUACUCGGGGGCUCCGCGCAAAGGACAUCUGGUGUUUGACGCCUGCUUUGAGAGUGGAAACUUGGGCCGCGUUGACUACAUCAAUGAUUUUGAGUUUGACCUCUUCAUCCGGCCGGACACCUGCAACCCUCGCUUCAGAGUCUGGUUCAACUUCACCGUGGAGAACGUCCGGGAGACGCAGAGGGUCAUUUUUAACAUUGUCAACUUCUCCAAGACCAAGAGCCUGUACAGAGAUGGCAUGUCUCCCGUGGUCAAGUCUACCAGCAGGCCCAAAUGGCAGAGACUCCCCCCCAAGAACGUGUAUUACUACCGUUGUCCCGAUCACCGACGCAACUACGUCAUGUCUUUUGCCUUCUGCUUCGACCGGGAGGACGACGUCUACCAGUUUGCCUACUGCUACCCGUACACCUACUCCAGGCUGCAGCAUUACUUGGCCAGCUUGGAGCGCAAACACCUUCCUUACCUGCGGCGGGAGCAGCUGGGGCUCAGCGUGAGGGUUAGUUUGGAGUUCUACAUUGAUGUCCAUGCCCACUCGACCAUGCUGAACGGCUUCAUGUAUGGAAAUGUGUUUGAGGACGAAGAGCGUGUCCAGAGACAGGCUGUCUUCCCCCGACUGCUGUGCCAAAACGCUCCAGACUUCUCUUUUUCCAACACUUCCUUUAACCGUGACGUGGUGAAGGCCGGGACCGGCAGGCGCUUCCUGGGUGGACUCCUCGAUGACACCUCCUACUGCUACACUCUGGAGGUGUCCUUCUACAGCUUCAUGACAGCCGGCAGCACCGCCCCGGUGCCGUACACAGAGGAAACUUACAUGAAGUUGGGCAGGAACGUGGCUCGGACCUUUCUGGAUUACUACAAACUGAGCAACCUCAUCAAGGACAACAGGCCACUUCAUAUUCAGAGCUCCGAAGGGGGGUCCCCAACAGCCAACAGCACUGCUGCAAAGGCUAUGAGUGUUGGCAGAGACACAACGGACAGAAGAAAGGAGGCAAAUCAAAAUGCCAGACACUAGGAAGAGCAGCACAUAUAAGGCAUUUCCAUCUGUGACUGGAGGAUUCCUCACAAGUUACCCCAUUUAUGAGCUCCACAUUGACUCGGCUUUCGUGGCAGUUUUUGUGAAAUCUGUAACACUGACAUGACUUGUAUUCAGUCAGAGCAUUUUCCCAUCUGCACCAUUAAAAUGUGGAGGAACACAAACUGGGUUAUUAAUUUAAAUUCCACAUGAUGCCUUUGUUUGGCAGCUUGUUGCUGUAAAUAUAUGCGCAAUGACUUAUAUUAUUUUCAUCUUUGUGGUCACUAUAACGUCUCAUUAAACAUCCCAUUGAAGUAUGUGUUACUGUUGAAUGUCAAUGAAAUAAAGCCUGUUACUAGGAACUAAUAAAAUCAAGAUUAGUCACAUUUUUUAAAAUGUGUUAUGUUUACAUUUUUUACUUUGCAUAUUUGUUGUGUAACUGCAUGUGUUGUAAUUUAAUCUGCUGGGGCAACAGGAACACAGUAUGUCAGAAGAGGGCAGCAACAAGAUCCAGUUACUUAAUAUUUGUUAAAAUGUUUCAGAGUUGUGUCACUGAUGAGUCUUAAUUUUGCUUGAGGGUUGCUACAACAAUUUAACCACUCUGGGCUGCAUUCAUUUAGGGUUUUCUGUGUGUGUGUGUGUUUUUUAAAUUAAAUUAUAUACAUUUAUUCCCCAUUAGUGGUAGCUUUAUGCUUGUCAGAAAGACUCAAAGUCAUUUAUGUAUUUAUAAAUAUCACUUUUUUUAAAUAUACUGUUAAACUGAGUAAAUUAUUUUUCUUUUGUUUGGAUAAUAUUUUUGUCCCGGUCAUAUCAUGCUGCCUUCACUUCACUUCCGGUUUGUGAGCGGGAAAGUCCAGAAGAAGCUCACAACUGCGCUUGCGCAGGCGUCAACACGGACCCGACUUGUGAUUUGUUAAUUUUGAGUCACGUGACAGGAUAUCGCUCGGUCGCUGCUUGGCUGCUAUGACAACAAAGUUUAAAAAUCGUGUUAAAUGGAAAUGAGAAAGAGGAGUUCAGGGUCUAAAAAGCCCUCAAAGUAUCUUAAAUGCACCGUCUACGUAAACAUCCGGUCUGUCACCUGUCCAGGUGUGCUUCUGGAAAAUAAGAGCGACAUCUACCUGAGCGUGUGCAUCAUGGGACAGCGCAGAACAACAGCAUCUUUUCCUCCACUUUUCCCUGUGCUGCUCCAGUCCAAACUGACUUUUGAAAAGACUUUCUCAGGCGUUGUUGACCCCGCUGAUGUAGCUGACCUCCUGGAAGGUGACACAACAUCUUUUCAGCUGAUUCAGUUGGUCUCUCCAGAGGCGCAGAUUCUAGCCACGAUGGAGGAGCGCAGCAGAGAUUUCUUGUUCCCCCCUCCCAGGCUGAUCUCCACCAAAGGUGCAUGGAGAGAAGUUCUGUUGAAAAGAUCCCCCUCUUUUCCUGUGAGCUCCUCUCUGUUUGCUAAUGAAUAUAAUAAUAUUCAUUAAAUAAUAAUGAAAC
This is a messenger RNA of Oryzias latipes (Japanese medaka), 2672 nucleotides long. Lineage: Eukaryota; Metazoa; Chordata; Actinopteri; Beloniformes; Adrianichthyidae. The record is from RefSeq and is a predicted model, not a curated record.